CCUUCUUCAAUGCUAUACCUACCAACCUUAACCAUCUAAAUCUAAGGUGUAGUGAAGUUAAACAGUUCUAAGUGUUUUGUUUUACAAAGCUAUCCUAUCCUCAAAAACACACUUUGUUGUUGUAACAUUAAGAACUUGUUAUCAAUGGCUGUUUCAUCUUAUCAAUCUAUCAUGUCUAGCUCCAUUACCAGCACCAUUUCUAGCAGGCCUAGAGUUAACCAAUUUAACAACAUCCCUUCUGUGUAUAUGCCUAGCUUCAGAAGAAAUGCUAGCCUCAAAGUUCGGUCCAUGGCUGAGGAAGGGCAGAAAGAGCAACCAAAGGUGCCUGUAGACCCAAUUACACCAACAUCAGCACCAACUCCACCACCACAACCACAACCAACUUAUACUCGUUCACCAAAGAUGAGCACAAAGUUUUCGGAUUUGAUGGCUUUUGGUGGGCCAGCACCUGAAAGAAUCAAUGGAAGGUUGGCUAUGAUUGGUUUUGUAGCAGCAAUGGGGGUGGAAAUAGCAAAAGGACAGGGUUUGUUUGAUCAAAUAUCUGGUGGUGGAAUUCCAUGGUUCUUGGGGACAAGUGUGUUGUUGUCACUUGCUUCUUUGAUUCCAUUUUUCCAAGGUGUUAGUGUUGAGUCCAAGUCAAAAGGUGUUAUGUCUUCAGAUGCAGAACUAUGGAAUGGAAGAAUUGCUAUGUUGGGUUUGAUUGCUUUGGCUUUUACAGAGUAUGUUAAGGGUACCUCCCUUGUGUAAUAGAUUUCUAUAGGAAGACGAUUAAGGUUUAGGGUUUAUGAUUAGGAGCCAAUACAUGAAACUUUAUGUAUAUUCGUAUGGAAUUUCAUAAAGCAUAUUUUUUUAUCAUUGAUUUGAAGCAAAUUUCUUGAUGUUGAUUAAAGCCUAAAAGCUUGUAAUUGUCACAAAA
Molecule: messenger RNA, 916 nt
Organism: Medicago truncatula (barrel medic)
Lineage: Eukaryota; Viridiplantae; Streptophyta; Magnoliopsida; Fabales; Fabaceae
Product: early light-induced protein, chloroplastic
Exons: 3
Coding region: 145-747 (200 amino acids)
Source: RefSeq, a predicted model, not a curated record